Molecule: messenger RNA, 8257 nt
Organism: Eleginops maclovinus (Patagonian blennie)
Lineage: Eukaryota; Metazoa; Chordata; Actinopteri; Perciformes; Eleginopidae
Gene: gpr39
Product: G protein-coupled receptor 39
Exons: 2
Coding region: 320-1600 (426 amino acids)
Biological process (GO): G protein-coupled receptor signaling pathway
Cellular component (GO): membrane
Molecular function (GO): G protein-coupled receptor activity
Source: RefSeq, a predicted model, not a curated record
CCACCAGACUCUGGACUGGAACGUGAAAGGACUCUCCGGGAUCCUGGGUGAUCAUCAGGAAUAGGAGGAGAUGAACCAGACUUAGAACCACUCAAGAUAUUUCCAACAGUGGUGUGUAACCUACUGUGAUUUGGAGUUUACCGCUCAAUGGGAAACUCUCCUUGAAGGAUCAGGGAGAAAGAAAAGUCUUCAUUGUAAGUUGUUAUCUUGGAAAGCGGCUCUCUUGUGGAUCCAGGCUGUAAUCACAGAGGCUGCGCCCAGCAGAACUGAUAAGCUAACGGACAAAAAUCACUGCAUCAGAAACCUGAGCUCUGUAACCAUGGAUGAGGAAGCCGAGGUAGCACACUUGAAAGACUGGACUGAGCUUGAACCCAGCUACCCUGUCAAAAUCGUUCUCACAGUCUUUUACAGCCUCAUCCUGGUGACGGGCAUCGUGGGCAAUUCAGUCACUAUCAGAGUGACGCAAGUGCUGAAGCGCAACGGCUACCUGCAAAAGAACGUUACUGACUACAUGGUCAGCAUGGCCUGCUCAGACCUGCUGGUGCUCCUCAUUGGCAUGCCGGUGGAGCUCUACAGCGCCAUCUGGUCCCCGUUCACCACAGCAGGAGGGAAUGUGUCCUGUAAGAUCUACAACUUUCUUUUCGAGGCUUGCAGCUACGCAACCAUCCUCAAUGUGGCCACGCUUAGCUUUGAGCGCUAUGUGGCUAUCUGUCACCCGUUCCGCUUCAAAGCCCUGGGUGGAAAACGCACAUCUGCCCUCAUCUCCUUCGCUUGGCUGGUGUCUGUCCUCGUGGCCCUGCCCCUGCUGAUUGCUACAGGAACGCAGGGACACAUUCCCCUUAAACAAGACCUCCCGGUCCAGAAUCUGACCUUCUGUACGAACCUGCGGGAGCGCUGGGUGAUGUACAGGGUCAGCAUCUUUGUAGCCUUCAUCGUCUACCUGGUGGUGUUGGUCUGUGUGGCCUUCAUGUGCUGGGCCAUGGUCCUCGUCCUCCAGAAGCCUCUAGGGUCCGGCGACGGCAGCACCAACGGGAUCCAAACAGCACCCAAGCAUGAAAGUUCAAAGAUCAAAACAGCAAGGAAGCAGACCAUAAUUUUUCUCGGUCUCAUCGUUGGGUCCUUGAUGGUGUGCUGGCUUCCCAACCAAGUACGUCGUCUUAUGAUGGCUGCCGUGCCCAAAUCCCGCUGGACUACUUCCUACUUCCGGAGCUACAUUGCUCUCCACCCAGUGGCCGACAGUUUUUUCUAUCUGAGCUCCGUCAUCAACCCGUUCCUUUACAACCUCUCCUCUAGACAGUUCAGGGAGGUGUUUGUCCAGGUGCUGCGGUGCCGCCUCACCAUCGAACACAUCAACAAGCGCAACGUGCGUAGCUCCCAAGCUGCCUCUGCACGCUCCCUCCGGCCUUUGCUAAAAAAGUCGUUGCUUCGCAGCAGGGCAAACCACCCCACUCUCGCUACCGAGAAAACUCCCCCCACCUUUACAAGCUUCCAAAGUCAAAGUGACUCAGGAGUGGCUUCAAAUACUCAAACGUCGCUCAGCCUGACUGCAGAGUCCGAUCUCCAAACAAAGACAGACGUACCAUCAGAGACUGAAGUAUAAUGUACAAUUUAAUGCAACACAGUGAACAGUCAAAACAACUCGAUGAUUCUUGUGCUGCCAUCAGAAAACAACUGAAAUAUUCACAGUUAAAACAGUACCAAACGUUAAGUCAGGUAUAUCUUUAAAAGAUCAGGCUCAGCUGACAAUUUGGCACAAUAGCAAGCUUCAUGGCUCUCCUCAAGUGUGAACUUGUUAUCAAGUCAGUAAAGAUUAUACAAAAGCUCAAAUGAUCAGUUUAGCAUGAAGACCCAACACGUUGAGUUGAAGUUAAAGGUACCCAGCAUUUGACCACUGGGGGUGCUAUAGAGCAGCGAUUUGGCCUGCUUCUCGUGGGUGUCACAAUAGUACACAAAUGGUAUAUACAGUGAUUAAGAAGCGGUGACUCGUUUCACUCUUUUGUUGACUGCACAGGGCUAAACAGUUAUUGUGCAGUCCGUUCAACAUCAGUCAAAUUUUAAAAAGUCAGGAAGUAAAUGAAGUAAAUUAGAAAAAAUGUCUUGAGGAGAAAGCAGGAAUUCAUUAUGUUCAAUGGGGAAAAAAGUACACCAGCCUGAGCAAACCAAUACAUUUUACAGUGCAUGCACCAAGUCAGCAGUAAACAAUCAGAUGACUCAAUGACACAUAAAAUAAAGCAGAAGUUUUGUACUGGGAGGACAUUCAUCGCCACUUGUUUAAAGUCUAAUUUUGUAUAAUUCCGACAGCUGCUAGAGGGUGCUGUCACUUUAUUCCUAAACAAGAUAUGAUGUUAUUUUUCUUGAAAGGGUAAAGUAUAUACUGAUACGCGCUUGCUGCUCCUCAAUAUAAUUUGUCCCUGGGCUACUUUAUUUAAAUUAGGGGCGUCAAGUGCGAAACUCCUGGAAAACGUUUUUAACUAACUUGUCAAAUGAAGACGGAUUCAGCAACUGCAAGAUUCAAGCUUCCAGUGCAGACAAGCAUCGUUCCCCGUGCUUAUGUUCCAUUAGCUGGCGGAAACAAAAAGCAGCGCAGGUCUCAAAAAAUUGUCUUUAGAAAUAUACUCAACGUGUUUGUUCGACUCCAAGGACACACACACACAACUCCAGAGGGUUCCUUUAAGGUCAGGUCACCUCCAAACCUAACACCUGACCCCUGAAAAACCCAAUGGGAAAAACCAACUUCUUGAAUGGUUUGCACAUCACAUUACCUCUGUUCAUAAUAAAUGCGGCUCUGAAUAGAGGUAUGCAUAGCAUACUGUUGUUUGCCACACGUCAUAUUCACUGAUCAUAGGAAACAUCUUAAACAACAAUUUGAAAAGUCCCUCCACUAAAGGACUGAAGUACUGCUGCUCCUCUUCACUUCAAACAGUUCCAUUGUUGCCACCAGAGAUGCUAUGAAUAUCUUGGAACUAGUUAAAAAAAAAAGAGUUGUGUACAACAUGCUCUUUUAGCUAUAUGAAGACUUUUGUGAGCAGACGGUAAUGCUUGUUACAAACCAUUGGAGGAAGGUAAAGCACUUUUUUAUGCGUCUACCCAUGAGAAGAUGUUGUAUCUGUGAGAGUUAUGAGGGCUGUAGGUGGCUUUAUUCUAAGAACUAGAUUAUGUUUUCCUUUACACAAAGACUUUUCCUGACUUAUUUUUCAAAAUCAUUCAAUCGUAUCAUUGUCAUACAUACGAUACAUUUUCAGUUCAGCAUUACAGCAAAAUUAGUGAUGCUCAUGAUAACGGAUCUCAUUUAGAAGAAAUCAGACUUAUUUAUUCUAAAGUUAUUCUAAGCCUGAGUAUGACGAAUCCGACCUCGCUUUAUUACCUUCAAUAUGUUGUAUUUGUUCUUGUUAUGCAAGUAAACAAAGAAUGAGCCACCUGCUGCCCAACAAAAAAGCCAGAAGCUGUUCCUCGGCACUGUCCUCCACCUCACCCCGCCCAGCUGUCCUUGAUGAUGACCUUGUUUGUUACAUGAACACGUGAUUAUAACAUUUCGCAAUUUGAGCCUUUGGAUGCCAGCUGCAACGGAAAGUGAGUCAAGAGAACAAAUACUUUGCAAAGCUUCCCCAACCUAAAAGAAAAUACAUUUCACAGUAUGCGCUCUUAACUGUCUCAUUAAAUACAGUUCAUGUUGUCUCCACUGCCAAUGCUCAUCUUACACACUGUGGAGCUCUGUCAGCACAGGGUGGAGGGCAGUAGGAGGAUGUAAAGAGAAAACACAUUGAGGUGCGAUGUGUUCAGGGUAACGGCAGCUGACGGUUGGGGUCGUUUCUUUUGCCGCAGUCCGUUACACAGCGGCGUGUUGCAGCAGGUGAUGCACACUGAGUUAAGCUUGCCGGUACAGAACUGCUGGUAGCCAGACGAAGCGAUGAGACAGGCUCCUGAUGAGGCGCACAACUUGCGGUAGUGUAUCCCUGAAAAUAAGGACAGAAACUAGGGCAUUAGGCUGGUAAUGAGAGGGAACAAAGAGAGAAACAGUGAGAGGAAGGCAUGUAAUUGAAGAUAAACAGGAUGUAUCCUUUCAACAAGGUGAACCCAACUUAAAGGAAACAUCCCUGCUUAAUUGGAAUAAUGCUCCUUUUGGGGCCAUAAUACUUAGCUUUCUCCUGUGUCUCUUAAAGAUUUGCAUAAAAUUGUCCUAUUGUCUAGUUUAAUUAGUUCAUGAUUUGGAAAAAUAGCCCCUUUUAUGCUUAUUAAUUGGUGCUCUCAGUGGGUGCGAGUUCAGUGGAGCUUUUGAUACAAACACUAGAGCCAGAAACGCUAACUAGCUGACCAAUGAUUUUUGUACAGUAACUUUAAGCCUAGAUCAUGAACCUCAAACUUCUGAAUUUUGGAGGUUACUUUGAAAGGUUACCAAUAUUUUUUUUUAGAAUAAACAAAGAAAUUGCAGACUGGUAAAUCAACCAGUGGUCAGCUGCACAGGCAGCAGGGUCCAUGGUUUCUUACCCGUUGAUCCAUCAACACCAGACUACAUCAAAUUUUUAAAUGGUUAUGAAACAAUCCCAAUAUAAGACUUGUGUCUUUAUAUGAAAAAAAUAGAGUAACAGGACAAAUAAUUGUUACUUCCCACUAUAAAUAUUGCUAAAGCCUAUUUGGUUGGCUGCUCAAUAUUUCUGAUCAUUAAAAGCGAGCAUGUUUUCCACUAUUCAAAUUUAGCGUCUCAAUUACAAACUUCAGAUGCAUCUUUCUAACCAAGCUAGCUAGCUGGCCUGCGCUAACACAAGUUGUUAUGUCUGAUGCUACUUCCACUACAGUCCAUGGGUGUUGGCCGUUAUUCUGGGACAUCUGAUAAUGUUGGUUGGAGCUAAUAACAGUACAUGAUCUAAGGUAACAUUGGAAAAGUUAUCCAUGUAUCCAAACUUUUUUUUUUCUUUUCGUUAGAGCAUUUCAUUUAUUAGUUUCCAAAAAUAACAACACUUUUACUAAAAUAAAUACAUUGCCCACCCACCACCUACCAGAAUAAUCAAUUAGUUUCUGAUUGGUCCCUACACAUGCUUGGAUCCGUGCCCAGAAAGAGCUUCAAACACCUUGACACUUAUAUUUUAAAUAAAUAUUUUACUACAACCUAGCUCUGUCUUAUCUACAGUUGAUUUGAUCAAUGAUGAAUGUAAGGUUUUGUGUCUUUUGGUAGACAAAAAUAAAAAAAACUAUUUUCAAGAUCUCCUGAAAAGCAUUCUUCCCAGGAAGACUGACUCCAACAGCUAUGAUCCACAUCACAGUGAAGUUUAGUUACGGAGCACGGGAAUGAAAAGUACCCUCAGCUGUGACCAUAUAUAUAUUUAAUCCCCAUUUUGAAGUAGAAACCACUGAUGUACUUGAAAAGCUUGUUGAAACAAGUUGUUGGAAAGAUCAGUGGAGGGAGACGGUAACAUUUGGUUGACAUUUUAUUUCAAUGAAAUUUGGAUAACAGCACAUGAACUUCCAGCAGCCCUUUUAAUGUGUCAUGCCUCCCCACCCCGAGUGCAACAGAUACUGCUAUCUUCAGAAGUAUUUUCAUUUGAAAUGUGUGUCCUCCCAUGUCUUAUAUACUGCAAAUAUCAUUGGAGAUCCCAGAAGGUGUUUAGUGUGAAAUGUUGCAAAGCUCUGGAAGCAAAUGUCCCGUCUCCCCACAAAACCUGACUCUCACUGUGUUCAUAUAUCUCACAUUUUAUCUGUCACACUCUGAAGGGCUGGAAGACGAUUCUGAGGAUCUCUGUCAUUUUUCUGCUCAAACCUUGAUAUGGCCCAUCACAUUAUGAACUCAAAAAGAGAAAUGUGUGGGACCAAGUAGGAAAAUGCUGUGGUUGAAAAUAGAUAAUCCGUGGGUUUUUAUCUUGAGUAGCAAUUGGAAAAUAGUGAUAUCCCGGGCAGUCAGUGGAAAAUGAGCGGCGGUAAAAGUCACUGACAGAGAAUACAGAUUUUAUGAGUUUUUCUCACUUCAAACCAUCACUUAUCAUGUGAUUCUUAGACCUCUGCUGUUUCCAAAUAUGUUUUAUCAGGAACUAGACUUUAAGUUUAUUUUAUACUUCUCAGAUUCUUUAAUUAGUGUGUAUUGUGAGGAGUGUUCUAAGUGGCUGAUUGAUUGGGUGGCCUCACACACUCUUUCUCUUCAGCUGAACCUACUGACAGCUCAAGUUCAGACACUUAAGCAGUCUGUAGUCUGACUGCUGCUCCAGAAGUUGUUUGUUCUGUUAUGUCUGUCAGGAGCUGGGACGUCUGAAACAGAAGGGAAGAAAUGAAGCAGACACUUAAGUUUGCCCAAUAGUGUUUUUUGCUUAGGAAGGUUCCUAACUGAGUGAAAUGACCCUGAAGUACGAGAUGUUUGAAUUCUGUAGAUGUUAGCAAAGAAGCUUCAAUGCUUCCUUCAGCAUAGGAUACACUAGACUAGUGGUUUUCAACUGUUGGGACCCAUUUUGAGGCGGUCGUAGAUGUGUGAGUGAAAAAAACGUUUGAGAAAAAAAAUGUUUUGACGCAGAAAUUUUAUUUUGAAGGCCAGAAUUUCUAAUGAUGCGCGUGCAGAUUGCCGUUUGACUGGAAAUACCGGGGACCAGAAACGCUUUUGAAAACUGCUCUCACGUAGUGAUCAUUUUCUCUAUAAAACAUCUUAGGUGAUGCUUCUCGAGUCUUCUGGCCAAUCAUAAUCAAGUUAACGGCAUGGAGUUGUUGCUGGAAGUCCCCACGGUCUAACUUUGACGUAGAACUACUCUUUAUACAUCCAAGGGUCCAACUUCAAAUAGAAAGGAACACGUAAUGAAAUAAGACCCCCAGUUUGAUGAUUGACAGGUGUGUAUGCUGUCUGUCAUUUUGACACACAGAACAAUGGGGGCUAUCUUCCCUUAUCCUUAUUUAAAGUUCUUCACACAGCCUCUCUUCUUUCUCCUCCUCUCUCUGUGAGGAGCAGCAGCUUCAGCUGUCAGUACAGGAACACAAAGUCCUUUAAAAAGCAUACUGCAGUUCUGUGAAGGGAUAUAAUCAACUUUGCAUAGCACUAACAAUGUUGAGGAUGUGGGUUUGUUCCCAUGGACUCCAUAUACUGAAAUAUGGUAUAAUGUACUGUAUGAUAUAUGCACUGUACUUCCCUUUACUUAGUGUAUGCUGAGAAGCAUAUAUAUAUAUAUAUAUAUAUAUACACAUAAAUGUUAGUGGAUCAAAACUUUGGGUCGCGAUUUAUUGACGGAGGAAAAAAGUAGUUCCUGACGCUUGAGCUGAGAACCAAUGCACUAAACCAGGGGUAACCAACAGGUCAAUCGCGAUCGACUGGUCGAUUUUCAAAGCCUUCACUGUCGAUCCCUAGCAUGGUUGGUUGGUUGUUUUAACAAGCUUUUUAGACCUAGCUCUGGCUUCUUGAUUUGAAUCACACAUAGGUAAUUUUACAAACUUCAAUUGGUUAUUUGAUAUGCUGAGGUCUAUGCUGAGGCUGCAUGCAAAAAAUCAUAUCCUAACGGACAUCUUGAGAAAGUAGUAACUUUAAACUGUGCCAAGUUCUGCCAACCUUAACUUACAGUUAACAUCGGUAUGGCGCACCUACUGUAGCCAGAGGAGUCGAGUCAUUGUCCGAAAAUGUAUCCCAGCAAGUAUUAAAAGACUUAUCUUUCUCUGAAUACUUUUCAAUUCAAUUUGACGAGUCUACCGACGCCACAGACACAGCCCAGCUAAGUGUGGUUGUCCGAAUGGUUUUCACGGAUUUUACUGUCAAGGAGGACUUUCUGGCCCUUAUCCCAUUGAAAGAAAGAACCAGGGGUGAGGACGUGUACAAGGCAUUCAAGGACUUUGUUCUUGAGUACAAGAUUCCCAUUCAUCAAAUAGUGUGCUUCACAACCGAUGGGGCACCGGCGAUGAUCGGUGUUCGUUCAGGAUUCGUCGCGUUGUGCAGAAAAGACCCAGACUUUCCACCAUUUGUAAACUAUCACUGUGUGAUACAUCAACAGGCAUUGGCAGCUAAAGCAAUUGACAUGUCACAUAUAAUGAAUGUCGUUGUUAAAAUAGUCAAUUCAAUUCGCACCAAAGCGUUUCAGCACCGUCUAUUUAAGUCUUUAUUGGACGAACUCGACUCUGCAUAUGGAGAUUUGAUCCUUCACGCAGAUGUAAGGUGGCUCAGUCGGGGCAAGGUGCUCCAGCGUUUCCUGAUAACAGAUAACUGUGCAUAACUGUGUUUUUCUUUGUGUGUAUGUAUGCACGUACAUUCAGCCUGUUGUAACAGAAAUUGAUUGCAAAAAUAAAUAUAGGAUGAACAGUCUUA